AUGCCGCCAAAGAAAAAGCAAAAGCUCGAAAGGCUCGAAAAACUCGACAAACCCACCUUACAUACCUGCAACAAGACGUCCUUUGCAAAGGCUUUCUUGCCUAAUGAGACCUACCGGCAGCGUCUUCUAGAUUACAUCGCCAUCAUCCAUCAACUCGCUUCCCACGCUUCCCACGCUCUCAAAUUCUACACCCUAUCUGCACCAUCCUUCACCGUGAAUGAGGAGACCAUCGAAGCGAUUCUCUACCUUCUCAACAAGGGGGAGGCUUGGCAUCCAAGAAAGGAAGCAAAGAAGGCAUGGCGGGAUUGUUUGCUGCCAUAUGUUCAACGGUACUGCCAAAUCGUCGGCUUUGUUCACCCAAAUCUACGAGGCGAGCAGCAAUCAGUCAAUUACCUGACAGUGAGUAUGAUGACGAACCUGAAAGUCAACGUUCAAGAGCAUUUCAUGCAGAUGCUCCUUCGGUAUAUCAAUCUGCGGCUCGACGUGAAGGGACGGAAAGGGCCUCCAAAGAGUGAAGCGCGGAAAGCUUUCUUUGCUCGGCUACGCUACUUGAAGUCAAUUUUCCUUUUUGAUAUUGUGCCCGAGUCACUUGAUGACUUGACUGCUAAAGAGAGUGAACUUCUAGAAGAGAUGUGGUCCUUCAUUCCCCUUUCUGACCAGCAGCUCGCAUAUUCGGUUGCUGUAGACCCUCUCGCUUUCUUUCCUGCAUACUGCAAACUCUCUGGGCUGUAUGAACGACAUGGCUUCCGUCGGUUCAGUGCAAUCCCUCUUCGUCGGUCUCUGAUUCAGUCCCAUAUUCGCAUCGACACGGUCAUUCUCUACGCCCACAUCCUCUGCAUCACCCGCCAAGAAGCAGAAGCCGUAGAGAAGGUCGAUUUAUGGUUGCGCGUCUGUAAUCUGCAGAACAAGGCUUUUAGAUCUCGUCGUAGAAUGUGGUUUGAAGGCUCGAUCACGACGGACGGAACCUCGGUGUCUGUAUACUUAAAGCACCCAGAAGCAGACAAGUAUGGAAAGCGCAGCGGAGGGAAAAAGUCAGCAAACACGAUGGAGGCAGAGGUUAAAGCGCUUUAUGUGGAAAACAACUUAUCUGCUUGUCAAGAGAACUUUGUCGUUAUUGACCCAAACAAGCGCGAUCUUCUCUACUGCCAAGACAGCAAUGGUACAACGUUUCGCUACACCGCAAACCAGCGAGCCAUGGAGACAGGCAGCCGGCGAUUUGCAAGGGAGCGGGAAGCAAUGAAAGCCGGCGGUAUUGACCUCAUAGAAUCACGUAUUUCAAGCCACAAGACGAUGAACCUCAUAGACUUCAUGCGUUACCUUCUCGUUCGCCGCGCUGAUUGGGAUCGUCGCAAGGAAUUCUAUGCCCACCCUGCUCAUACUCGAUGGAAAUGGCAUGCAUCUAUAAACCGUCAGAAGAGCGAAUCGAACCUCAUAUCCAACUUGCACAACAAGUACGGUGAAAACUUCACCAUUGUGAUGGGUGAUUGGAGCGACGCCGGUCGAACUGCGAGAUUUCAGAUCUCAUCAAAGACGAAAGGUUGGCGCACCCUCUUUAAGCGGAACAGGAUCAACUGCUUCCUUCUCGACGAGUACAAGACCUCAUCUGUUUGCCCUCGCUGUUUGGCCUCAUCCAACGACUUCCUCAAAAAAGGCUUCAAAACACGAGCUCAUUCAAGACCUUAUCGACGACGAGAAGGCAAGGUUGAAAAAGUCCACGGAUUGCUGGGUUGUACCAACCCUAACUGUUUGCAGCAAGCCUGGACAUCGGGAAUGCGCUACUGGAAUCGAGAUACGCUGUCAACCUGCAACAUGCUAAUGAUUGUGAGAUCAAUGUUGGAUGGGCACUGUAGACCAGAAGUGUUCAGCAGGAGGAGUGUUCCAGCCGUAGCGUAGAACGUAGAUUGGUUAGAUUAGGUUUUCCGAACCGGUUGUCGCGCGGUUCAAUCCCUGGUGCCGCCAAUACCCAUCGGCUCCGCACUAUGCAACUCUCAUAAAUUAUCAUUAUCAGUCAAAAG
Molecule: messenger RNA, 2015 nt
Organism: Spizellomyces punctatus DAOM BR117
Lineage: Eukaryota; Fungi; Chytridiomycota; Chytridiomycetes; Spizellomycetales; Spizellomycetaceae
Exons: 1
Coding region: 1-1893 (630 amino acids)
Source: RefSeq, a predicted model, not a curated record